Molecule: messenger RNA, 5854 nt
Organism: Puntigrus tetrazona (Sumatra barb)
Lineage: Eukaryota; Metazoa; Chordata; Actinopteri; Cypriniformes; Cyprinidae
Gene: znf318
Product: zinc finger protein 318
Biological process (GO): positive regulation of DNA-templated transcription; negative regulation of DNA-templated transcription
Cellular component (GO): nucleoplasm
Molecular function (GO): zinc ion binding; nucleic acid binding
Source: RefSeq, a predicted model, not a curated record
GUUCCCGGCAUGACGUCAUGUCCGGUGAGUGAGGGGCCAAUGGCGGCACAGGAAGUGAGCGCAGACACAGUCGUUUGAGUGUGAUGAAUACGCUCUCAUUCAUAUUGAAUUUUUUGAAAUUGCGUUUAUCUGUUGAGGGUGAUAAUCGCCACCCCGCGCCCGGGAUAACAAGGACUUGACACCGACGCGGAAACAGCGGCUACGCGUCGUUAUGUACCGCGGUUCUAGGCCGCACAGAGGCGGCUAUCAUCCCCUCCCGUCGCGUGGUUUCGGUUCCCGUCCUGGACCAGGCCACCCCCCGGAUCCGUACCGCCGGCCCUCCCCGCGGAGGAGGUACUCACCGGCCGAUGAAUACCGAGGAGGGAGACCUCCGCGAGCCUAUGGGAGAUACAGCCCAUCACCUCCUCGUGGUGGUCUCCCUGUAGAUCACAGUCUGGUUAUAACUGUGGGGAACGAGCUGACCCAUCCAAGCGAAGCGCCCUAUGUCCGAGAUUAUGCCGCGGGGGAGUCACAUCAUAAGCCCUAUUACUCUCCAAGGAAGUCGAGCUAUGAUGGACACAGCGAUCGAGGUUCGAGGAGGCGCAGUGUUAGCCGCGGGAGGAGCAGGCCGCGGAGCCGCAGUCCUGGCUACGGGCGCAGCAAAAGUCGCCCGCGCAGCCGCAGCAGGAGUCGGAGCUACAGUCGCGGCAGGAGUCCCGAACGAGCGAAGAGCCGAGCGCGCAGCAAGAGCAGAACCCGUGGGAGGAGCUACAGCAGAAGUCGAAGCAGAAGCGGAAGCCGCAGUCGCAGACAGAGCAGGGCCAGGAGCAGGGCACGGAGCAAGAGCCGGCCGCGGAGCCGCAGCCGCGAAAGGAGCCGCAGCAGGGGGAGGAGCAGAGGGCGGAGUCGUGCUAGGAGCUGGAGCCGGAGCCAGAGCGCCAGUCGGAGCGGAAGCAGUAGCAGCAGCGGCUCCAGUAGAAGUCGCCACAGCAGCGUCAACAGGAGAGUCAAAUCAGGCGACUUUAGGGUGAGAGAGGAGGACUUUUCUGAGCUGGAGAAGGCCAGGCGACGGAAAGAAAUCCAGGACAUGCUUGUGCAGCCUGCGAAGUCAAUUUUGAAGAAAAGAAUGGAUUCUUCCGAGACCGAUUCUCCUAUGCUAGUACAGAAUAGUGACUCCUCGAGAAAUCCAGAUGGUGGUCUUUCACAUGAGGCUGAACAGCUUCUCUCCGCACUUUCCAAAACCAUGGAGCCAGACUUGUUAGCAUCCAUGCUGGGUAAAAGCUCUGAUAGUGGUGUUCUUGAAGAGCUGAUUGGUAAAAUCCAACCAGCCAGAGGGGGCGGAGGUGACCUGCUCCUCCCUCACGAGAAGGGAAGACAGGAGAAAUUAGACCUCACACAAUUCCUAGGAAUGAUAUCUGAGGUCACCCAACCACAGAAUGUAAAAAAGAGUCAUCCAGAUAUUGAAGAUGAGGAGAAGUUCCUCUAUGGGGAUGAAGAAGAAGAGGGCAGUGAGGUGGCGCCAGCAAAUUCGAACUUUCCAGGUACAAGUUACCCUCAGUCUUGUGAAAUGCAAAUAAGAGAACCUUACACAUUUGGCCAUACAGUAGACAAUGUGAUGAGCCAUUCACAUAGAGACAGUAGGCAGACAGACAGGCAUCAUUCCUCCUCCACACCUGAGGUACACGCCAAGGAAGGACCUAAUAACUUCCCACCUGGAGUUGGGCCACAGGACGUCAAGGUGAGGAAAGAGGUGGAGGAAUAUGAGAAGAUACAAGAUUUGCUGAAAACAAUUGGCUUGGACCUGGGUGUGGCUGAGAUAAGCAAGAUGGCUGCCAGGACGCAGGCGCGCCUGCCUGAAACACCCCUUGUGAAGACACCAACUCGUCGGCAUUCGGAUAGAAAGCACCGGAGCCGUAGCAGGAGUUACAGCAGCAGCAGCAGCAGGAGCUCCAGUUGCAGUCGGAGUAGCAGCCGAAGCAGAAGCAGAAGUCCUCAAAGCCGAAGUGGCAGUUUGGAUCACGCUUCAAGUCGCAGCAAGAAAAAGCCAGCUUCCCCAGAAAAAAGAUCUCCACUCUCACAUAGUCAGAACAAGAAAGAUGCUCAACCUAGCAUUUCUCAAGCAGAAAGCAGCUGGCCUACCACACCCAAUGUGGGUCCUGGGUCUCAGAUGUAUCCCUCCCAAACCAGCCACCCGACACAUCCCAUGUCCCCAUACCCUGGGCCGCCUCCACGUGGGGUAAUGCCACCUGACUACCCACCGAGAGGUUACGAUCCGUAUGGCAAUUAUGUUCCAUAUAUGCCUCCGGGAUGGCCGAUGUACCCACCUCCAAGUAUGCCGGUACCUCCUCCCAGUCCAAUGGAUCCCUACAGCCACCCUAACAUUGAGCGACCCUUUCUUAAAAUCAUCAAAACUGUGCCGAACGAGAGUAAAGGUGAUGAUCAUAAAGCAACCCCUAAAUCAGAUCCUUUGGCCUCUAAAGCGAUCACUAGUGGCAUUCAGAGGAAAGAAAUGGAAGAGAAGAAUACUGCUAGCCAAAAACAAAAGGUCAUGGAAGAGCUUGAAAAGCUAAGAAAGGAGAAAGACGUAACACAAAAAGGAAAGAAAAAUCUCUUAAAGGAUGUGGAGACAUUGAGAAAGCAGCAAGGGGAGCUUCUUCGAAAGAAGCGAAGGGAGAAGGAUGGGCACAAGGACCCUGUACUCAUCGAACUCAGUCAGCUCCAAGAAAAUGCAAUGGCCCAAAUCUCUAAAUUGCGUGCUGAACAGAGAGAGGCAGAUCAAAAAUAUGAAGAGCUGGUCAAAGUAGCUCUUAUUCUCGGUAUAGACCACAAAGACUCGAAGAUCUCUGGGGACCAUGCGCAGCAGCCCCUUCAGAGUAAGAAGGAGUCAGCCAGAAGCCCAGAGAAAUCAGGGGCCAAAACCAGCACCUCAUACAAUAAGGUAGCCUCCUCAAAAUCAAGAGCGUCUCCUGAAAAACCCAAGUCAUUUCUUCCGUCGAGCUGUCAUUCCCUGGACACUGCUGCCGAGCAGUUCGAGUACUAUGAUGCAGGAAACCACUGGUAAAACUGCAAUGUUACAAGUGGUUCAAUGUUUGAUUAUUUCAUGCAUUUGCACAGCAAAACCCAUAGGAAGACUCUAGAUCCUUAUGACAGACCUUGGGCAAAAUCAGAGAGUGAAAAGAAACCCCCUGUUGGAAAGAGGACUUCUAAGCCAGCCAAAGGCUCUGAGUUCUUGAUCCCUGUAGGAUUCUUCUGCCAGUUAUGUGAAGAGUUUUUUGGUGAUCCCAUUUGUGCUGAGGCUCAUGUCACCUGCCAUAUUCACAAUGAGAAAUACAAGGCAAAAAUUUAUGAAAAUCUCUAUGAACAAAGGAGGAACUUGGACCGUCAGGCUGGCUUGGAGAGCCAAAAGAGUUCAGAGCACAAACGAAAACGUGAAGAUGACGAACAGGAUGAUGUGAAGAAAUCCAAACACAGUAAAGGAAAAAUAUCAAGCAAUGAAGUGGACACAAAACCACAGUACAACAAGGAAGAGGAGAAUAAGAAUAUCAAAGAGGGAGACAAUAAACCUAAGGAGAAAUACAAGAAAGAGGAUAUAGAUAAACAGAAAUACAAGAAGGAGGAUGAUGAAAGAGGCAAAAUAAAAGAGGAUGAGAGAAGGUACAAAAAGAUGAUGAUGAAGCGAAACCGCUUCAGAAAAGAAGAGGAAUACACGUAUAGAUACAGGAAGGAGGAAGGGGAGAGAUCCAGGUAUGAAGAGGACAGAUUUAGAAACCGAGAUGAUGAUGAUGAACACUAUCGAUAUAGAGAAGAGGACGACAGAUACAGAUUUAGAAAAGAUGAUGACAGAGGCCGAUAUAGUAGAGAAGAGGAGAAGUCAAAGUACAGCAGAGAAGAUGAUAAGAAGUACAAAUACACUCGGAGUUUGGAGAAGAAGUCAAAAUACAAGGAUGAGGACUGGGGCAAGUGGUCGAAAUCCAAGUGGGACGAGGACAAAGAUGGUAAUGAAAAGUAUGAAAAAAAGGAAGAUAAAGUUCAGCACCAGAAGAGCAAGGCUAGUUAUUCCAAAGAUGACAAGGAGAGCACAGGAAAAUUCAGUGGUAAAGAUGGCAAAUCAGAAUCAGAGAAACCCAGCGAGCCUCCUAAAAUAUUAUGCCCAAGUCCUGCCUUGCUUGCUAAACUUCAAGAGAAGAACGAGGAAGCUGCUGGUCGGCCUGGCUUUGGAAAAUUUGGUCUGAAAAAGCCACAGAAGACAGCACUGGAGAAAGAGGCAGAGAGGAUGGCGGCACAGUUCUUAAAGGAAGAGGAAGACAGUGUUCCUUCUGAAAUGGCAGAAAACAAGGGUGCUGAACUUGAUCCUUUUUCCAAGUCUAUAGCUGCUGCAAAAUCAAUUGCUAUCAAACUGACAGGAAAGGCUUUGCUGCCCCCUUCAGGUGAAUGGCUAGCAUUCAAUGAAAAUAAAACUAAUCCUACUUUACCUCCUCCCACAUCUCCCAUGGUUAUUAGGAAGUCUUACACAGGUGUGCAAAAUAAACCAACACCAUCUGCUGAUAAAUCUUCUGCACUAACAGGAGCUCAGAAGGGCCCAACAUUGUCAGCAGACCUCAUCUCUAAGGCAUUUAGUGGAGAAGAGGUGCAAUUAAAACAAACAAAGGACACCCCUGCAAACCCUGUAGAUAUCUUCAGCAUACCCAUUACCUGUUCAGUCUCCCACUGCAGCACCAAAAUGUCUGAUGUGGCUGCUCCAGGAGUGCCUGAGGAGGAGCAGAAGCUCACCGUAAUCCUUCGUCCUCCUCCUCAACUUUCUUCAAAGCCAGAGACCCGCCCAAGAAUGGUAAAGCCAAAGACAACUCUUGCAGCAGGAAAAGCAAAAGAUUUGUUUGACAUUUUCUACAGUAGCAGUGCUGCAGUAAAAACCUCAGUUUGCAGCAGUGUUGGUGACAAACAAAACUGGAUUUGCUCCUCAAGACAUCAAAAUGCUAGUGAUGUUUGCAAGAGCGGAGAACCUCUCAAGGUCAAUGACUCGAAAGUUCCCCUGAGAGAUGAACGUCUCAAGAACGAGGAGUCAGGAGUUAACUUGAGAGAAGAACCUCUUAAGAAUGAGAACACAGAUCUUGCCCAGAGAGAAGAACCCCUCAAAAAUGAGGACUCAAAUCUUACACUGAGAGAAGUAUCCCCCAAUAAUAAAUACUCAGAAGUUACCCAGACAGAAGAACCCUCCAAGAAAGGGUUUAAAUAUUUCUCGAGAGAAGAAUCUCACAAGAACAUAGACGCAGAAGUUGCCCAGAUUGCAGAACCCACUGAGAAUGAGGACUUGAGUCUUGCCCAGAGAGAGCAAUCUCUAGAAAACAAAGGCUCAGAAGUUGCCCAGACAGGUGAACCCCCCAGGAAUGAGGGCUCAAAUCUGGUCUGGAGAGAGGAAUCUCCCAAGAGUGAAGACUCAGACGUUGGCCAGACAGAAGAAUCCCCCAAAAAUGAGUCGUCAAAUGUUGCACAAAGAGAGGAAUCUCCCAAGAACGAGGACUUUGAACAAGUCUUUGAGGAUACCAUCUUAAAACAUGACCUUCCAGAUGAAGAUAAUGCAAAAGAAGAUUUUGUUGAUCAACAAGUUCUUAAAUCUAUUGAAAUCUCUGUGGGGGAUAUAACUGUGAUGGAAGUAGAUAGUCAGAACACAAUGCAGACAAAUAAUGAUGAGAACCCUCUGGAAUCUGAGGAACCCAUGUCGUUCUCUCCCCUUCCCGGGUCUUUCACUGAGCAAAUAAACUUGGAUACAUUUGAAUUCAAUUUUGAGACUUUGUAAAGGAUCUACGAAGAGUAGGUUUAGGGAUGUAUAUGAUACCUCUGAAUGUAAAUAAGUGAUUUAUUUCUUGUAUAAGUAUUC